AUGGACACUAGAUGUAAUAUUGAAAUCGAGAGUCUCCAGAAAGAUCCUACUGCUGGAAUUCAAGUAACAGUUGAUCCAGAAAUUCCUAAAUACCUGCACAUUUGGCUCGACGGUGCGCCAGACACGCCUUACGAAGACGGUGUAUUUGAGUUGGAGUGGUUUUGGCCACAGGACUACCCCUUAGUUCCUCCAAGAGUGCGUUUCUUAACUAAAAUUUUUCAUCCAAAUAUCGACAAAAUGGGUCGUAUUUGCCUCGACAUCCUUAAAGAUAUGUGGUCUCCAGCGUUGCAAGUUCGCACCGUGCUUCUUAGUAUCCAGGCUUUGAUGUGUGAGCCUGAAUUAAACGAUCCUCUAGACGAAGAAAUUGCCACAGUCUUCAGGACAGAUCCAGCAAAAGCUGAAGCAACUGCACGUGAAUGGACAAAAAAUUAUGCAAAACCCAAGGAAAACAAGGAUAAUUAG
Messenger RNA from Dermatophagoides pteronyssinus (European house dust mite), 462 nucleotides. Its product is annotated as ubiquitin-conjugating enzyme E2 13-like. The record is from RefSeq and is a predicted model, not a curated record. Lineage: Eukaryota; Metazoa; Arthropoda; Arachnida; Sarcoptiformes; Pyroglyphidae.